AUGGCUUCGAUAGCUAUAUCUAAUGCCUCCGUGGCACUGCCAGUUGGCAAAAAUGAUAGCCAGCAAUCAGCAGCAGCAACAGCUCUAGGCUUCAAACCUUCAAUCGAGCAGGUUCUCUCAGAUUUACCAGAAGUAACUGGCAACUCCAGCUCGCUCCCCCUGCGAAACUCAGAGACACUCGCCAAAGACGAACAGGAGAAGAUGUUCCGUGCUUUGAAAAAUGUGCUCGACAAUUUCGAGCCCUCUGAUGAUGAAUCGGCCGAGAAUGAAAGCUUUGAUGUGAAGGAGCUUCAAUCGUCACUGGAACAGGCGGAUGUGGAUGCUCGCCGUGGCGAGCGAAAUGCCGGCCCGUUGCAGAAUGUGCAUACCAUCCUUUGCAAGCUGUGGUCCGUCAACUCAGGUCUUCUGGGCCAAGCGGCAGAAGCUCUGGCAAAUGGAAGUCGUGAUCCAUCAUGGCGAGUCCCGAUUGGACAGUCUGGGAUUUUGAAGUUCUUCUUGAAUGUCGUUGCCUCGAAGGAACAAGUUGAGACCGGCUUAUUGCUUCAUUCUUUGCGUUUGAUUGGCAAUUCUUGUGCCGAUACAGAUGAGAACAGAGAGAUUGUAGUCAAGGAUAAUUAUACACUGGCUAUUAUCCGACACUUCUUGAAUCCGGAUAUUAUACAUGUGGCUAUCCCGGUAAUCUACAACAUCUGUAUGGACUAUGAGCCUGCUCACUCUCAGAUGGCUGCCAAUCGGGCUGCGUAUAUUAUUUUGAGCUUGCUGAAAGAUGGCAAAAUCCCUGAGAACGAUGCUCUGCUGGGCUUUGCAUAUGAUUUAAUCGAGCUUUCAUCUGAACAAGCUGCGGGAGUUGAAAACUCUCCCGAAGGCAUCAUUUGGCUCAUCCUGGAACUUGCUUUGAAUGAGGACAUUGUCUUCGAGCAAUACUCCUCGCUGGUCAAUUCUCUGUCCGCAUACCUGGACAAGGAACGGUUCCAGAACGCCUGCAUCGUCAACAGCAUGGUGGGAAAGACCCUAUCUAUUCUACAACGGUCUUUCACCAUUGAGAUCGAUACUUCCUCGAAAGAGGACGUCAAAAACCUCGCCCAGCUCCGUCUGAAGAUCAACACGUCUCUGGCCGAGGUCUCCGCCUCGCCAUUGUUCGCAGAGCACUACCCGCUCGACUCGGAGCUCUCAAAGACUCUUAAGUCGUGGGUCGUUUCCAGCGAGGACCAGCUCCAAGUCUGCGCAUGCGUCAUGCUAGGAAAUCUGGCCCGUUCCGAUGAAGUUUGUCAGACAAUGGUGAACGAACUGAAGAUCCACGAGGAAUUGAUCGCCGUGUUAAACAGCGACCAUACCCGCGGCGCAGUCCUUCAUUCUGUCCUCGGCUUCUUGAAGAAUCUCGCCAUCGCGGGCGAAAACCGGCUUACCCUCGCGCGGGCGGGGAUUAUUCCUGCGGUUUCCCGCCUGUGGGCCUAUGACUCUAUUCCUCAGGUCCAGUUCUCGGCUUCGACUAUUGCCCGCCAGGUCAUUAUUUCGUCCAUGGAGAAUAUCUCCCGUUUACUGGCGCCCCUCUCUGAAGACCCUGAUUCCCCGGCUCAUCAGCGAACUUACCUUUCCCUGCUCCUGGCGCUUUUCGAAAAGACGGACUCGUCCCCCAUUAAGACGGAGAUUGGACGCACUGUUGCCUCUAUCUGUCGUACUGUCAGCCCUAAGGCGCGAGACGGAGACGCGGAGGCAUCCUCGCUGCUGGAGAAGCUUUUCAAAUUGCACGAAGGUAUUGCUAGUCCGGUUGGGUCUAUGAUUACGCAAACGCAGUGGCCGGUUGUUCGAAGUGAGGGAUGGUUUGCGUUGGCUCUCAUGGCGACUACUGACUCUGGUUGCGUGGCAGUAGUAGACUGUCUUGGUAACGAGGAAGUGAUGGAGGUGUUGAAGACGACUAUGGCUGGCGAGCCUCCGAGCUCAGAGGAGGGUGCCGAGACGACCCAGACUCAAGUGCAGAAGGACCACGGUAAUGCACUUGUUCUGCUACAAGCGCUUUUGAAGAAUGAGUCUUGUUCAUUUCCGAUCGGCUACCGGGAGACCAUGGAAGAUCUCGUUAAGAACCACGCUGCACGGCUUUUGGAGGACGGACAGAGCCAGGACACUGCAUGA
Penicillium manginii is the source of this 2130-nucleotide messenger RNA. RefSeq lists its product as uncharacterized. The record is from RefSeq and is a predicted model, not a curated record. The transcript is spliced from 6 exons. Lineage: Eukaryota; Fungi; Ascomycota; Eurotiomycetes; Eurotiales; Aspergillaceae. Gene Ontology annotation, cellular component: cytosol. The coding region runs from base 1 to 2130 and encodes 709 amino acids. Gene Ontology annotation, molecular function: guanyl-nucleotide exchange factor activity. Gene Ontology annotation, biological process: positive regulation of GTPase activity.